This is a messenger RNA of Dreissena polymorpha, 1323 nucleotides long. RefSeq lists its product as uncharacterized. The transcript is spliced from 4 exons. The record is from RefSeq and is a predicted model, not a curated record. NCBI's taxonomy places the organism in Eukaryota, Metazoa, Mollusca, Bivalvia, Myida, Dreissenidae. The coding region runs from base 87 to 788 and encodes 233 amino acids.
GAAAUCAAAUGUGAAAGAAUGGCGAAACGCUUUCACUUUGUGAUUGCAUUCAAAACGUUAUCGCUUCUUUUGACUUCGCAAAAUGGAUGGAUUCGGAUUUCAACUAUUUACAAAACAUGACAGUGGCCUCGAAAACCGGCCUAGGAGUUUUAUGUUGGAUUACUUUAAAUGGUCUGGUUCGAGGGGACACCCUAGAUGACUGCGAGUACCUGGACCUCUCCAAGCCCCAGCGGACCAGCGUGCUGCAGUGUAGCCGCUACGGCUGCUGCGGAGACUUCAAGGCCAGACACUGCUGCACCGGACCUUUCGCCAUAGUGGGUGGAGUGUUCGGCGGCAUUCUUCUGGCUCUCAUAGUCGCCAUUGUGGUCGGCAUCCUGUGCAACAAGUACAAGUCCCAAAACGCCGUGAGGCAGAUCCCCACCAUAUCAGCAAGGACGUACAACGAGAUACCAGAGCCAACACCCCCACUCCCAACUCCCAGGGUGUACAAUCCGUCCCGUCUCCACCCGCCACCCUUCAGAAAAGUGCCACAAAAGCCGGGAACUAGCAAGUGUGACAAUGACGUCAUGUCUUCUGACAGUUCUAGCAGCCAAUCAAUUACCGAGUUACUGGAUUCUGCUGAACAGUUAACGAAAUCCGAAGAAAUCCGAACUGCGAAAAGAAAUAUCAAACAAAUAGCACCACAUUUACAUAUUCUGCCCAGUGGCACAAACAGCAGUGGGAAUAAUGAAAUUCAUCCGCCACCCUCAAUUCUGCAUUUACCCAGAUUUACACGACCACGAAGAUAGACAUGUGAAGAUGUCAUUAUUUCCACUUAACUCAUAUAGACGUAAAAUAUAACGGGGCUUUAUGUUUACAUCUUACAGAAUUUCGAACGGCGUUUUUCAGCAAAACUGGAAAUGUGUCCAUCGUUCACGGAUGCUAAGCUACUGGACAAAUACAUGGGUGUAGGCUGGACAGUCAUUAUGUCAAAAUACUAGAACUUUUCUAGUACAAACAUUAACAUAUUACAAUAACUUAAAAAUGGUGGAGCAAGAAAAGUUGUUCUGGCACAUUGCACAUCCCAUAUAAAUGAUCUACAAGCAUGGGAAGCUUCAUUUUGAUACCUCUUUUAGGUUUCAAGACAUGCUCCGGAAAUAUAUACACCUAAAAAAAAAAAGAAAGAUGAUUCUAGGAAAAUGGGGGCAAGAGUCGUAAUUUUUAUGCAACGCACAUCCCCAUAACUUUAAAAAUACACACCUUUCAAGUUGAGGCCUCUUUAGCUUGAGAUAUGCCACAGAAAAGAUUUUGAGUUAAAAACAAAGGACAUUAACUCUAAAACUA